AUGACGCGCACUGUACUGUGGUUUGCCGUACUGGCAGUACUAGCCUUGAGCCUGCACAAUGCAUCAGCCCAGCUGGACAACACGAUCGUCAGCAGGCGCAGUUCCAUCAACUCCACCCUGUCCUCCUUCUCGACCAACAUCGUCAACAAGGUGAAUGAGUAUGCGAGCAAAUACACCAGCCUGCGUAACGACAUGUCCUGGCAGCUGCGGACAGCAUCGGAAACGCUUACCAGCUUCCUGUCGGACAAACAGAUCGGUGACAAUGCGCUGCUUGCGUCGGACGUACUGUCCGCAGCUAGUACCACGCUGACGGCUAGUGUGUCCGCCUCCAUCACCAUUUCGACCACCUUCUCCACCGUUAGCACGUGUGUGAAUACGAAAACGCAAGCUUCGGUUAGUGCAACGUUCAGUGCGUUCAGUACGGCCCAAUCGUCGUACUUUAGCAUCAUCACCACCUCCACGUCACCGUUCCUGUCGACCUGCCGGUCGAAGUUCUCCAACACGGCGAACGAUUUGGUUAACCAGUGUGCCGAUCGCAUCCAGGACUGUCUGAACGAUGAAAACACCGAGCUGAGCCGCGUGAACUCGAUCCUGAACAACUUUAUGACGCUGAUGAGGCAACACUACCAGGCGUUAAGUAACCAUGUCCGUUACUGUAGCGGUCUCGGUUCGACUUCGUCCCGCACGGAAGUGAAGGCAGAAAUUAACGCCUGUCUUAAGGGGAUCUCGAUCUACGUCGGACCACUGUACAAGGCACUGGUCGAGCAGCAGUACCAGCUGGUCAACACGAUGAUGCAGCUGGAGGUGGUGGCAUCGAACAAUCGGGUCAAAUCAUGCAUCAACCAGGUCAGCUUGAGCUACACCGCAAUGGCGGAACAAAUUGUGCCCUCGCUUAACGAGUGUCUGCAGACCGGACAGUAAA
Molecule: messenger RNA, 922 nt
Organism: Anopheles maculipalpis
Lineage: Eukaryota; Metazoa; Arthropoda; Insecta; Diptera; Culicidae
Exons: 3
Coding region: 1-921 (306 amino acids)
Source: RefSeq, a predicted model, not a curated record